Messenger RNA from Hyposmocoma kahamanoa, 1332 nucleotides. Its product is annotated as nudix hydrolase 8-like. The transcript is spliced from 5 exons. Gene Ontology annotation, molecular function: NAD binding; NADH pyrophosphatase activity; ADP-ribose diphosphatase activity. Lineage: Eukaryota; Metazoa; Arthropoda; Insecta; Lepidoptera; Cosmopterigidae. The record is from RefSeq and is a predicted model, not a curated record. The coding region runs from base 423 to 1217 and encodes 264 amino acids.
AGUGUCGGAAAUAUAUUCUUAAUAGUUCGCAGUUCAUGAACUAUACAAGCUUAAUGGCAUUCCGACGCGCAGGCAGGAGACUGCCCAUACACUAUCCUGCGGAUGGCCCACGUAUGGAGUCUAGUAGGACCCAGAGCUUGGCUUGCACGACAUUCAUAAUCCAGCAUUACGCAGCGGACGGCAAGCCGGACUGCAAUGCAGGAUAAUUGUUUGUGGUAUGCCAAACGUACUCCGUCGUACUCUGUGUGCGUAACCUUGGAUUUUGAAACCUGAUAAAAUUAAGUAUAUUUAUUCAUUCGCUAGAAUCAUGAUACAAAGUAUGUAAAUCGUGCCUGAUAGUCACUAGCAGUCGCCUAACCCUUAUGUAUGUGGAGAGCCAGGAAGACAUCGCUAUCAGUUAAAUUCUUAAUUUAAUCACAAACAUGUCUUCAAAAACUUUUACCGGCUCUACAGACAGAUAUGGUGGAAUAACAGUAGACUCUGAAAAAGAACCCUGUGAGCCUGACCAGUUUCAGAAACAUUUAUCAGAUUCUCUGGAGAAAUGGUUUGAAGAGAAGAAACGAGCUGUGUGGUUCAAAGUCAAUAUUAAAGAUGCUACUUGGGUGCCCGUACUGGCUAAUGAAGGUUUCAACUUCCACCAUUCAAGAGACAGCUUUGUAAUGAUGUACAAAUGGCUACCUACAGACAGCUCUUCCAAUUUGCCUCCGCCUUGCCACACCAACCUUGGUGUUGGCGGAAUGGUCUUUAAUGAUAAAAACCAGAUUCUAGUUGUCACAGAGCAACAUUUAGAAUAUCCUCACUGGAAGUUGCCUGGAGGAUACGUUGAGAGAGGUGAAGACAUAAAAGAUGCUGCAGUCAGAGAAGUCAAAGAAGAGACAGGUAUUGAUGCCGUAUUCGAAUCAAUGGUAACCUUACGGCAUACUCAUAACAUGGCAUUUGGAAAUUCAGAUAUCUAUGUAGUAGUAAAACUAAAAGCGACAUCAGAAACCAUUACGAAGUCAGACAUGGAAAUUAAAGCUUGCAAAUGGAUGGAUGUAGACGAAUUCCUCAACCAUCCACAUGUUCAUGAAUUCAAUAGAUUUCUAGUAAUACAGGCAAUGGACCUCAACAACAGAAAUGUAAAACUUGAUUUUAAGAAAAAUGUAAUAAAAAUAUCCACAUGGACAAAGGAGAUCACCUCUCUUGUAGUAGAGGACACAUUAGAUGCAAAGCUAUGAAAAGUGUACAAUAUUAUCAUAAAAAAGCCUAGGAUACCAAAGGUAUAAAAUAGAACAAAAGAUUCCAUAAAUAGUAGCUGUGAUUAGUUGACAUAGGACUAUCAUGUAUGUACAA